Molecule: messenger RNA, 3069 nt
Organism: Drosophila ficusphila
Lineage: Eukaryota; Metazoa; Arthropoda; Insecta; Diptera; Drosophilidae
Gene: Vps53
Product: vacuolar protein sorting-associated protein 53 homolog
Biological process (GO): retrograde transport, endosome to Golgi
Cellular component (GO): GARP complex
Source: RefSeq, a predicted model, not a curated record
GGAAUCAGCUGUUAUUAGAUAGUCGCAUUCUCCAUCCCUGGCAUCCACGAAAGAAAACAAAAAGUUUUUGUAAAAAUUGUUUAGGAUAAAGCGAAAUGAGCGAAGCUGCGGUAGCUGUGGAGGGGGAGGAGAGAAUGGUGGCCAACAACAAGAUCCAUUUUUCAAAGGAGGUAAAACAGGUCAUCGACAAGGUCCUUAAAACAGACGACCCAAUGGAUGCGCCGGACUUCAAUACCGUGGACUACAUCAACCAGCUGUUCCCCAAUGAGCAGUCGCUGGCGGGGAUCGACGAAACCAUCCAAAAAAUGCAGUGCGAGGUGUCGCUGAUCGACGACAACAUCCGAUCCGUGGUUCGUGGCCAGACAAACACCGGUCAGGAUGGUCAAUUGGCUUUGUGCGAAGCGCAGAAGGUGAUCAGCUCCCUCUUUAGCCACAUCAUCGACGUGAAGACGAGAGCGGAACGCACCGAGGAGAUGGUCAAGGAGAUAACCCGCGACAUCAAGCAGCUGGAUUGCGCCAAGCGCAAUCUCACAGCUGCAAUUACCACGCUAAACCACCUGCACAUGCUAGUGGGCGGAAUCGAGAGCUUAAACAAGCUGAUCGAGCGGCGAUCCUAUGGAGAGAUACUAAAUCCCCUGCAGGCCAUUACCGAGGUUAACCAACACUUCCAGCAGUUCUCCGACAUCGAAGAAAUCAAGAAUCUCUCCCAGAGCGUGGACAAGAUCCAGGUAACACUGGCACAGCAAAUUACUGAGGACUUCAAGGAGGCCUUUUCGGCCAAGCCUGCGGCACAAAACCAACACCGUUUGGGACUCAAUCAGCUGGCGGACGCCUGCAAGGUGAUGUCCGUGCUGGAUCCCAAGGUAAAGAAGGAGUUGCUCAAGUGGUUUAUUGCCCAGCAGCUUGAGGAAUACACACAUCUGUUCCACGAGAACCAAGACAUUGCCUGGCUGGACAAAAUAGACAAAAGAUACGCCUGGCUGAAGCGGCAUUUGCUGGACUUUGAGGACAAGUACGGUCCGGUCUUUCCGCUGGACUGGGAGGUUUCCGAACGGAUUACAGUCGAGUUUUGUCGGCAGACCCGCGAGCAGCUGGCGCUGAUUAUGGCCAAGCGCACCAACGAGAUCGAUGUAAGGCUACUUUUGUUCGCCAUCAAUAAGACGCAGGCCUUCGAGCAGCUGCUCUCCAAACGCUUUACAGGAGUCACUCUGGGAGCUAAGCCGGGAGAGCCGGCGCGGGUGCUCACAGACCCAUCUGCGGGAGAUGCUCCCGUGGGCGUCACCGUCUUUCAUGACCAAAUCGGGCAAUGCUUCAAGUCGCACUUGGAUAUUUACAUACGCAGCAUCGAUCGAAACCUCGCGGAGCUGAUGGACAAGUUUGUGGAGAUGUCGCGGGAACCUUACAAGUUCGCGGAGGCCAAGACCACCGUGUACCCAAGCUCCGGAGACCUAUUUGUGUUCUACAAGAAGUGCAUGGUGCAGUGCAACCAAUUGAGCAACGAACAGCCUAUGUACGACCUCGCCCUGGUUUUUAAAAAGUAUCUUCGUGAAUACGCCGCUAAAGUUCUAGAGGGCAGUACCCCCAAGCUGGUGCCAGCCACCGCGGGCAGCUCCAUCGGCAAAAGCGUAUCGCUUCUCACGCGCGACAUGCAGAACUUGUCCACUGCCGCUGGCCAAGUGUUUCACAAUUUCCUAAAAGAGGGUGACACCCAGCGAUUCACCAGGGAUGACCUGGUGCGCAUCUGCUGCGUCCUGACCACCGGUGAAUACUGCUUGGAGACUGUCCAGCAGUUGGAAGAUAAGCUCAAGGAAAAGGUGACAUCUGCCUACGUGAGCAAGAUUGACAUGAGCGAGGAGAGGGACGUAUUCCAUCGUAUCAUAUCCAAUUGCAUCCAGCUUUUAGUCCAGGAUCUUGAGGCUGGCUGCGAGGCCUCGCUGCAGGCGAUGGCCAAGGUGCAGUGGCAGCAUAUAAACAACGUGGGCGAUCAGAGCGCCUUCAUCAACAGCCUUUGCGGCAACUUCAAGCAGACGGUGCCCACCAUCAGGGACACUUUGGCCAGUUCGCGGAAAUAUUUCACACAGUUCUGCCAUCGUUUCGUGGCUGCCUUCAUUCCGAAGUUCAUCAACGUGCUGUAUCGCUGCAAGCUUACACUCUCGGAUGGCUCCAAUAAUGUUCUGGGCUGCGAGCAGCUCCUGUUGGACACCCAUUCGCUAAAGACUGCUCUUUUGGAGCUUCCUUCGGUGGGCUCAAGCGUAAAUCGCAAGGCGCCCACCAGCUACACCAAGGUGGUGGUCAAAGACAUGACGCGGGCCGAGAUGAUAAUCAAGGUGGUGAUGACCCCAGUCCAGCCACCUGCCCACUUCACUCAGCAGGUGCUCAAACUCCUGCCCGACAUCACCAUUGCAGAGUAUCAAAAGAUUCUGGACAUGAAGGCAGUCAAGCGGGUGGAUCAACUGCAGCUAAUUGAUCUCUUCAAGCACACGGCUUCGGCUGCUGCGGUUAGUGGCUUAAUAGAGCCCACAACUGGUGAUGAGGAGGCUCAAGGGGGAGAUCAGGGUGCCGCAACCUCUGGAACCACCGACGAUGCCGAACCCUCGACAGGAGCCGCAGAAUCCGGCACGACAACGGCGACAACCACAAGCGUUGCAUCUUCAUCCACACCCAAGCGAGCCUUCAUCUUCAGCGUGGGAAGUUUCACGGGCAGCGCUGACAAGAACGCCGAUGGCAGUUCCCAGACUGGAAUCAGGAAGCUGGAGAGCCUGCUGAAGAAGCGCUUUCCCUAAGCCAAACACCUAUCUACUCUAAAAAAUCAUUCCACAUAGUUUGCUUUAGUUUGACAACAUUGGGUAAUGCUUAUUUGUUUAAUUUAUUGUUCCAAUCCGAUUGAAAUGGUGUAUUUAAGUUUAUUGAGACAAGUGACACAUUUAGAUUUGUAGUUCUGUAUUAUUUUGCAAUCCAUCCACGUAUGUAUUUAAAAAUUGUUUAUUAAAAUUUAGUCUGUUGUUUAACAAGACUUAUAUAAUUUAAUAUUCUCCUCUUUAUAAAAAAUAAAUAAAAGACCCAAACCAA